GACAUGGCCGAAACAGCAUGUGCAUCGACAGAAGCGAAUCCAGCUGAAAAUUUUACCUUUUAACCGCCUUUUUCUGAAGUUUGGGGGCUUUAAAAGUUCCGCGGGACGUAAAGGACAAUAAGAAAUAAAGUCAACAAGUCUGAUUUGAACGCGCGGGUUCGCCAAAAUGCCUCACAGGAAGAAAAAGUCAUUCAUAAGCAAGAAGAACGCCGUGUCGUUCCACCUGGUGCACAGAAGUCAGAAGGAUCCAUUGGCGGCAGACGAGAAAGCGCCUCAGCAUGUCCUCUUACCAGCCUCAAAGGUGGAGACGGAGAAGAGAAAGGAGGAGCAGCGGAAGUUCGGGGUGUUUUUCGAUGAUGACUACGAUUACCUGCAGCACCUCAGAGAGGCGUCCGUGCCCGCGGAGCUGGUCUCCGCCCCGCAACCUCGCCGAGACACGCGAUCUGUGACCUUUGAGGAAGAGAUGGAGGAGGAGGAGGAGGAGGAGGAGGGCGAGGAGGAGGUCAUCACGAUUCCUGCAGCCUCCAUCAACUUGCCUUCAUCUGUGUUUGCAUCAGAGUUUGAGGAGGAAGUGGGUUUGUUAAACAAAGCAGCUCCUGUAUCAGGCCCGAGGCUGGAUUUGGACCCUGACAUUGUGGCAGCGCUGGAUGACGACUUUGACUUUGAUGACCCAGAGAACAUGCUGGACGAUGACUUUGUCAUUCAGGCCAAUGAUGUAAUGCCAGGAGACGGCAACGUGGGAGCUGCAGUCGCGCCACUGAUGAAUGACGCUCUGGAAUUCUACAGCGACGAGGGUGAUGAUGAUGAGUGGACGGAUGAGGACGAGAGCGCAGAGGAGGAAGAGGACGAGCAGAACUACGACUCGGCAGGCGGCCUGUCGGAGGACGAUGGCGAGUACGAAGGUGGCGAGCGUCAGUUUGCGUUCAUGGACUGCGAGACGAAGAGCCGCUUCACAGAAUAUUCGCUCACCUCCUCCGUCAUGAGGAGAAACGAACAGCUCACGCUGCUCGACGAGCGCUUCGAGAAGUUCUUUGAGCAGUUUGAUGAUGAUGAGAUUGGUGCGCUGGAUAACGCAGAGCUGGAGGGCUUUAUUGACCCCGGCAGCAUGCGGCUGGAGGAGGUCAUAAAGGACUACUUCAAACAGAAGGAGAAAGAGUACCAGAAGCCGGAGCAACUGGGUCCGGCUGAGCUGCCCUCAGUGAAGGAAGAGGAGGAGGAUGAUGAAGUACAGGAGAUGGAAACGCUGGUUAUUGAAGAACCGCCUGCAGAGAAAUGGGACUGCGAGACCAUCAUCAGCACAUACUCAAAUCUCUACAAUCAUCCAAAACUGAUAGAAGACCCACCUAAGCUCAAGCAGAUCCUUGUGUCCAAUAAGACUGGAAUUCCUCUGGAUGUUCUGCCUAAGAAGGGGCCGACGGCCAGACAGGUGGAGCGGAUGGAGAGAAUAAACGACUCUGAUCUGCCCAGAGCGUCCACACAGCCUCGCUCACGAGAGGAGAGCAAAGAGGACCGUAAACUCAGAAAACAAGCUAUUAAAGAGGAGAGGAAGGAGCGCCGGAUGGAGAAGAAGGCCAACAAGGUGGCAUUUAAGCAAGAGAAAAUGAUGCAGGAGAAGCAGAUGGUUAGCCUGAGGGCUAAUGUACAGGGCAUGAAGCUGUCAUAGCCUCAGUGGACACAGACAGAUGGGACUUUGGAGGCGUUCAGUUCUCUGUAUGAUUUUCACAGAAUAAAUGUGUGUGUAUAUACAGCAUAAAGAGUGGAGGCACUGCUGUCAGCUCCCUGCUCUGAGGCGGCUUCAUUGGGUGGUGCAAGAUUUAAUACAGACGAAAGCAGUUCAUGUGCAGACGUGGCCUGUUGGUGGUCAGACAUACAUCAGAGACUGAAUUCUCUCAGUGAGGAUGGUUUGAUUUGUUGGAUCGGCUGCCGUGUGAGGCCUAGCCUCAUUACCUCAUGAUAUAAAGUCAGUUAAUAGUUAAUUUGAAUAACAUCUUAUCAGGGAUUUCAAUCUGUGUCUUUCACUCCACCCACUUCUUGUUUGUUACGGGAAGUCAAACCUGUGACAAUCUAGAACUUUGAGUCAGAGUUCCAUACUGGAACGCUUCAGGUGUUUUCGAUUAUUGCACCACAAUGGACAAGUCAUAAUGGGCGGAGCUACAGUUCUGAAAGUGUGCCCUUUUUUAUUUUGGUAGUUAAAGUGAUCUGAGUAUCUGUAACACUGGUUGCCCUUCAUACUGAAUGGCAGAAAUGUUCAUCAAACAUAAAUUAAAACGAAUUACCUGUUUGUGAA
This is a messenger RNA of Colossoma macropomum (tambaqui), 2287 nucleotides long. RefSeq names its product LTV1 ribosome biogenesis factor (gene ltv1). The record is from RefSeq and is a predicted model, not a curated record. The transcript has 11 exons. Gene Ontology annotation, biological process: ribosomal small subunit biogenesis; ribosomal small subunit export from nucleus. The coding region runs from base 167 to 1663 and encodes 498 amino acids. NCBI's taxonomy places the organism in Eukaryota, Metazoa, Chordata, Actinopteri, Characiformes, Serrasalmidae. Gene Ontology annotation, cellular component: preribosome, small subunit precursor; cytosol; nucleus.